This is a messenger RNA of Daucus carota subsp. sativus, 1825 nucleotides long. RefSeq lists its product as uncharacterized. Bases 387 to 1550 code for a protein of 387 amino acids. The transcript is spliced from 14 exons. NCBI's taxonomy places the organism in Eukaryota, Viridiplantae, Streptophyta, Magnoliopsida, Apiales, Apiaceae. The record is from RefSeq and is a predicted model, not a curated record.
GCAAGUAAAAAUUGCUAUGAUUGACAAAAAAAUAUAUCUCGUGUCAAAAAAGAAAAGAAAAAAAUAUCCAAAAGAAAUAUAUAUAUACAAUGUAUCUGGUCAAGGUUUUAUAAAUUUGCAUACGUCAUAAUUGUUCCACGCUCCAUGUAACUUGUUUAGCUUCUUGCAGAAGCCUCUCGUCGUACGAACACCUAAACUACCAAAAUUUCGAACUUCGCAAUUUCCCUCCUUCCCUGCCGCGGGUUAAUAAUUAGUUUCUAUUUUCCAUCAUAAUUUAAUCCAUCCACAUUCCACCAAAACUCUCCUGCUUCGUCCUUUGUUCAUCAUUAUUCAAUGGUUAAUUCCACCAAAACUCUCCUGCUUCGUCCUUUGUUCAUCAUUAUUCAAUGGGUGAUAGUAAACCUACAGGUGUGACUAUGUUCGGUUCUGAAAGUAUAUCUCCUUCGCAAUCACGAACCUCUAACAUAUCUGGUUCAAUUCCACAAUCCGUUAUAUUGAAAAACACAGCAUUACUUCGACGUAGUGAUUUUCACCUAUCACCAGAUAACCCUUUCUUGCAGGUGGAUUCUCGUCCUCCUCCAGGGACUGUUUUCACUUCUGAAGAUCUAUGUACUGGUUCGCAGGUGGAUUCUUGCCCUCCACCGGGAACUGUUUUCACUUCUGAUGAUCUUUGUACUGGUAGAAAGCGUAGACGAGGAUAUAACAAAGACAAAGAAAACCCUCCUCCACAAUCAAUCAGAAAUAACCUAGCUGCUAUAGUGAUUGAAAAGAACUUGGAACCCCAACAUAAAGUACCUUCUCAGACUCCAUAUAAUGUGAAAAACUCAGUUAGUGGAUCUUAUUCUGAUUCCAACUCUAUUCCUCCAUCUACUGGUGUAUUCUCUUCCUCUGAUUCAACUCCCCCUUCCAACACAUUGAAAAAUACAGCAUUACUUCGACGUACUUAUGUUCACCUAUCGCCGGAUGAUCCCUUCUUGAAGUUGGGUUCUCGUCCCCCAGAAACUGUUUUCACUUGUGAAGAUCUUUGUACUGGUAGAGGAGCAAACAAAGACAAAGAAAACACUCCUUCUAAAUCAAUCAGAUAUAUUAAAGCUAUGAAUGGGAGAAGUUUAACCAAAAAACCUCGUCCUCCGAGAGUUAAUGGGUUGGUGAGUGUGCAGAGUACUCAACUGCCUACUAGGAUUCCCCUCUCAAAUAUGUCGAAUAUAGAUGUGAGUAGAGGGCUUCCAGAAAAAAGAGGGAAGCUAAAGAAAAAGAACUUUUUGGCAGAAAUAACACGCACGUUGUUUGAAGAAACUGAAGAGUCUAAUGGAGAAGACAGGAAUUAUGAGAGCCUAGAUCAAUCCUGGAUUGCUAAAUUUGACAGCAACUAUAAUCCAAGUUCUUCAGUUGGAAGGGGGACCAGGGUUUCUGUUAAACCUGAAUAUUGGAUAACACCACCGGCCAAGGAAUUUGCUAAUGACUAUACUCUUUCAAGUGAAAUGGGAUUCUCAGCAAAUAGUGUUGCAGAGGCCUUACUCAUGCACGACAAUUAUCCAGACAAGGUUUGAGUUGCGAAAAGUACUGUACAGCUAGAACUGCCUUUUUAUCUUGUUCCGUUGGAAUGGUCAUUGUAUCCAUGUUGUCAAAAAUUUAUCAGAGCCAGGUUUCGAUCCUGGGACCUGUGGGUUAUGGGCCCACCACGCUUCCGCUGCGCCACUCUGAUUUGCUGUUAUACGUUUAGGAUUACGAAUCAGAUAGGUACAGGGACUGCUUAUUAAAAGUCUAUAAACUGCCAACAUUUCCUUUAGAAAAGGAAUAAUCUCUUUUCCGAUAUAACUCGUAA